UCAUUCAUCGGAUAUAUUAAAUGUCAAGUAUUAACCCAUGUUAUUCCUUCAGUCUAGAUUGAAAUUCAGUUCACCUUCUUCCAGAAAUUGAAGGUUACGAUCGCCGGAGCUCCGCCACACACGAUGGCUACCACCGUCUCAACCGUUGGAGCUGUCAACGGGCCACUGCUGAACUUGAGUGGAUCCACUGCCGGAAAUUCUGUUCCAAGCACAGCCUUCUUUGGCAAUGGCUUGAAGAGAUUAGGAAAUACUAGGGCUUCAAGUUCAAUUAGGAACUCAUCCCGCAACUUCAAGGUUGUUGCAGAAGUGAAUGAGGAGAAGCAGACGGACAAGGACAGAUGGAAAGGCCUCGCCACCGAUAUCUCGGACGACCAGCAGGACAUCACCAGAGGGAAGGGAAUGGUGGACAGCCUCUUUCAAGCUCCCAUGGGAGCUGGAACUCACGAUGCAGUCAUGAGUUCCUAUGAUUACAUCAGUUCCGGUCUUCGCCAGUACAACUUGGACAAUAACAUGGAUGGCUUCUACAUUGCUCCUGCUUUCAUGGACAAGCUGGUUGUUCACAUCACCAAGAACUUCCUCAACCUCCCAAACAUCAAGAUUCCUCUUAUUCUGGGUGUCUGGGGAGGCAAAGGUCAGGGGAAAUCAUUUCAGUGUGAGCUUGUCUUUGCCAAGAUGGGAAUCCACCCCAUUAUGAUGAGUGCUGGAGAAUUGGAAAGCGGGAAUGCAGGAGAGCCGGCUAAAUUGAUCAGGCAAAGGUACAGAGAGGCAGCAGACAUCAUCAGGAAAGGCAAGAUGUGUGCCCUCUUCAUCAAUGAUCUUGAUGCAGGAGCUGGAAGGCUUGGUGGAACCACCCAAUACACAGUGAACAACCAGAUGGUAAAUGCCACCCUUAUGAACAUUGCUGAUAACCCGACCAAUGUCCAGCUCCCCGGAAUGUACAACAAGGAGGAGAAUCCCCGUGUUCCCGUCAUAGUCACUGGUAAUGACUUCUCCACUCUGUAUGCCCCUCUCAUCCGUGAUGGUCGUAUGGAGAAGUUCUAUUGGGCGCCUACCAGGGAAGACCGGAUUGGUGUCUGCAUUGGCAUCUUCAGGACUGACAAUGUUCCCCAGGAGGACAUUGUCAAGCUUGUUGACACCUUCCCUGGCCAAUCUAUUGAUUUCUUUGGAGCCCUCAGGGCAAGAGUGUACGAUGAUGAAGUAAGGAAGUGGAUUUCUGGUAUUGGGGUAGAAAAUGUUGGGAAAAGGCUUGUGAACUCAAAGGAGGGACCCCCGACUUUCGAUCAACCAAAAAUGACUCUCAACAAGCUCCUCGAGUAUGGAAACAUGCUUGUCCAGGAGCAGGAGAAUGUGAAGCGAGUCCAAUUGGCUGACAAGUACUUGAAUGAGGCGGCCCUUGGAGAUGCUAAUGAAGAUGCCAUAAAAGGAGGAACUUUCUAUGGCAAAGCAGCCCAACAAAUCGGCCUUCCUGUCCCCGAAGGCUGCACCGAUCCAUCUGCAUCAAACUUCGAUCCAACAGCCAGGAGCGAUGAUGGGACCUGCUUGUAUACAUUUUAGGUCUAAACUAGGGAUGUUUUUACUAUAAAAAUUGUACAACCACAGCAUGGAUACCACUGCUGUCAACCACGUUUCAUUGGUCGGUAGCCUACUUAAGGUAAUAGUGAAAUCCUUCUUUUUGCUCUGUUCUCUUUUCACCCUUCAAUGCCUUUGUAGCCAUUGUUGGCCUUAAGGGCCUUUAUUUAUGCUAAGCAUUCUAGAAAUUAAAUGAUGAUGAGAGAAGAGUUGCUUGUACCGCAACUCUAUACAUUAUUGUUUAA
Messenger RNA from Diospyros lotus (date-plum), 1814 nucleotides. RefSeq names its product ribulose bisphosphate carboxylase/oxygenase activase, chloroplastic-like. NCBI's taxonomy places the organism in Eukaryota, Viridiplantae, Streptophyta, Magnoliopsida, Ericales, Ebenaceae. Gene Ontology annotation, cellular component: chloroplast stroma; thylakoid. The record is from RefSeq and is a predicted model, not a curated record. The coding region runs from base 124 to 1554 and encodes 476 amino acids. The transcript is spliced from 7 exons. Gene Ontology annotation, molecular function: ribulose-1,5-bisphosphate carboxylase/oxygenase activator activity; ATP hydrolysis activity; ATP binding.